AACGAAUCACUGCAUGUAUUUCUCUCGAGUUGCCGCCACAUGCGCUGAGCCGGUCCUCCGAACCGAUUACUAUAAAAGCCUUGAUCUUUCUCAGACAGCAGUAACUCCCCCCAAAUCUUGUUAGAACUAUGGCCCCCUUCCCUACCCCCGUGAUCCACUCUAUGGAGACCUUGAAUAAAGACCUGCCGCUCCGCCAAUUGUACCCCGAGAACAUCUACCCAAACGGUGACUACUAUCCAUCACCUUAUGGUCGAGUAAGGUAUUGGAUUGUCGGCCCAGAAGACGGAAAGAAGGUCGUCCUCAUUCACGCCAUGUCCAUCCCCAGCAUCGUUUGGAAGGACAUUCAGGCGGAGCUCGUAUCCAAUGGUUUUAGGGUUCUGAUGUAUGAUGUCUAUGGCCGUGGUUAUACAGAGGCACCUAGGCUAGCCUGUGACCCCAACUUGUGCAUUAUGCAGCUGGCACUUUUGCUACAAUACCUUCGUUGGGACGCAGCUGACGUCGUCGGCUUCUCGAUGGGAGGCGCAAUUGCCGCUUCUUUCGCUGCUAUGUUCCCUCACCUUGUCAACAAGAACAUUGUCUUUCUGCCGGCCGCAGGACUAAUGGAGGCACGUGCGCAGACACCUGAUAAAGAACCACUGAAUACGAGUAGGGAAGUGCAGCUUGACAGCGCACAGAUAGCCAUAUAUCUCCGGGAGCAGCAGUCUCAACAUCUCCCAGGAUUUAACGAUGUCUUGCAGUCGACCUUGAAUGACGGUCUCAUUACUGGAGUCCAGUGGGCAUACCAAAAGCUCGGAAGUAUGACCGAGAAACACUUCCUAAUUGUCCAUGGCACCGCCGACAAUGUUGUGCCAUAUUCGGAGGCAGUCAAGAUUCACAAACUUAUUCCGCAGGCGCAGCUGGUUCCUCUCGAAGAUGCGAGCCAUUUUGUGCCUCUGGAAGAAGGCUCUUGGCAAAAGUUCGUCGACAGCCUAGUCAACUUUCUUAUGUGAAGCACGAGACCCGCGGAAUAUGCAAGAAUAGAUGGUACGUAAGCAAAUGUUGUAACGUUGUUCAAUGAAAUGUAUACACCGAGGAAACUCCACCGUUCGAGCGUACAUGCAGUUGUCUGGACACAUCAGUGCGAGUCAAUGCGCUGCAGGAACGUUGUGGGAUGGGAAGAUCUUGCCUCCACUUCGAAUAUGGCCGGGUCUUGGUGGCGUUGAUGUCAAUGAACCGAGUGGAGAAGGUUCAAUUGCGCAACCACGCACAACACUCCGUGCUUCCUCGUGCUUACUACUUACUUCAGCGAGGAAGGGGUAGAGCAGGCUAUUCGGCACCAAGAUUUUAAUCGUGAGAUCUGCCCAGCUGCGAUCCAGGUCGCGAGCCCCACGCAGAAGGGAGAUGCACCCGGGUCCAUUUGAAGUCUCCUAGUAACUGGUACUAGACAACAGCCCUCGACCAGUCAACUCCAUAUGGGCUGUAAUAGACCAAUAAGACCUUUUAUACAACACCAUGCUC
Messenger RNA from Phanerochaete carnosa HHB-10118-sp, 1497 nucleotides. RefSeq lists its product as uncharacterized. Lineage: Eukaryota; Fungi; Basidiomycota; Agaricomycetes; Polyporales; Phanerochaetaceae. The record is from RefSeq and is a predicted model, not a curated record. Bases 129 to 989 code for a protein of 286 amino acids. The transcript has 10 exons.